Molecule: messenger RNA, 1230 nt
Organism: Theileria annulata
Lineage: Eukaryota; Apicomplexa; Aconoidasida; Piroplasmida; Theileriidae
Exons: 2
Coding region: 1-1230 (409 amino acids)
Biological process (GO): regulation of DNA-templated transcription
Molecular function (GO): DNA-binding transcription factor activity
Source: RefSeq, a predicted model, not a curated record
AUGGGAGAUUCUAGAGAAAUUAUGUCAGAAAAUUCACCCAGCGUUGAAGCAAGCCAAAAGCCAGCCGACGCAUUUGAGCCCAAGCCUGAGCCACCAAAGAGCCCAGCCGCAAAGUCCGUGUCCUUCAGGAACGGCAAAAAAUACUCGAACAAAAAAUUCAUUUUACCCCCUCCGCCAAGAGCCUCACCAACCUCUAGCUCCGGAUUCCCAGGUGUUAGCUGGAACAAAAGAAUGGGAGCAUGGUUGGCUUUCUACUACGACCAAGGCACAAGACGUAGUAGAACAUUUCAUCCGAAAUAUUUCGAUAUGGAUGUUGAGAAAGCGAAAUUGGCUGCAAUUGAGUUUAUGAAGAAUAUUGAAAAGCAUCCAAAGUGUAGUUUGAGGAAGAAUAGGCGUGAGAGACAUGAUUGGAGUAACUCACAUUACAUUAAGACUUCACCAGAGUUUGAUGAUGAGAACGAACCAAGAACAAGAAGGAGAAGAAGAAGUACCACAAAGGAGUUUGGAACUGAGGGUACUAAGCGCUCACCAAUGAGCUGCUCAACCCAGGCUAGCAUUGCUGAUAUGUACUUUGAUGGCCUCAGACCCAAGUUCAUUAACGGUAUGGCUCAUGAGAAACAAGUGACUCCAACACUCGCAAGAGUUGCCAGAGUUAAACCUGAAGGUGACGUGAUUGACAUGACUCCAAACAUGUUCAAUCAGAGCCUAAUGUGGGGAAAUUGUAAUCUCUUUGUGAACUCACAAGAUUACUGCCACUCACAGGACUAUUCACAGUCACAAGAUUAUUCCCAAGACUACUCCCAAUCCCAGUACUCUCAGUCACAGUAUUCACAGUCACAACAGUAUAACCAGCCAAAAGAAUAUAACCACUCACAGGAUUCGAACUUUACCAUGCCCUCAUUUAACGGCUUCACUAGUCCAAGCAGGAACUUUGCAGAAGAGCAGAUGGUUGUAAGUAACAUUGACAGUGAACAUGACUACAAGAUGUUACAUCCAAUGCAUGUCGACCCUCUUGACCCAAAUCUUAAUUACAUGUCAGCCUAUAACUGUUCUUCAACUUCGGUAAGUAGCCCUUACCUCUCACCAUAUAACUACUAUGGAACAAAAGAUGAGUCUACAAUGCCACAAAACGCAACUUUCCAAGGAAUGGUUAUUCAAAAUGAAAACCAGCAAUCAAAUAUUCUCUACUCACCAAACUCCUCUUACAUCUUGCCAAUUGACUCCAAUUAA